Molecule: messenger RNA, 5272 nt
Organism: Portunus trituberculatus (swimming crab)
Lineage: Eukaryota; Metazoa; Arthropoda; Malacostraca; Decapoda; Portunidae
Product: synaptotagmin-15-like
Exons: 9
Coding region: 972-2348 (458 amino acids)
Biological process (GO): calcium-ion regulated exocytosis; regulation of dopamine secretion; cellular response to calcium ion
Cellular component (GO): membrane
Molecular function (GO): calcium-dependent phospholipid binding; clathrin binding; syntaxin binding
Source: RefSeq, a predicted model, not a curated record
GGUAGCGAACAGGUUAGUAGGUCUCAGGACGUGGCAGAGCACGCUUCCGCACCACGCGCCCCGCCCCUGCCCUUCCUGGUGUUACUCUGUGCAGGCACCACAUCCUCGGCGGCCGGCACCUGCCCCGCCCUCUUCUCAGCCAGUACUUCCCUCAGGCUUGACGAAGCGUCAGGGCGACUCCCGCACUCACCGCCGCGCCUUCAUGGACGCCCAUGAGACUUAAUCUGAAAGGGGAGUCAUUUUAAUAUCGGAAUCCUGUAAAGUAUUUUGGUCGUGUGGCUCGAUAUCGAAGGAGGCGAGAGGGAGCACAACCCACCCGCCGGCGGGGGCACUUGGCAGGGGCAACGCCAGGGUGUUCCCCGUCGCUAGGGUUUAUUGCGUUGCCUGCCAUCAUUUCCCUUUAGGAUGACGCUCCUCCUACAGCGUAUCAGGAACACCUGACUGUAACCUGCGUCCUCCGCUCACUGUUGCAGCGCAGCGGAUUCCCGGGAAAUAGUGCUUAGAGGUACUCUGAUUGGUGUGUGUGUGUGUGUGUGAGUGUGUGUGUGUGUGUGUGUGUGUGUGUGUGUGUGUGUGUGUGUGUGUGUGUGUGUGUGUGUGUGUGUGUGUGUGUGUGUGUCCCGCCACCGGCCCUCCCCCUCCCACACUCGUCCAGCAGCUCCGCCUCCCCGUCGGCGGCCGCGUGGCCUGAGUAUCCAGGCUGGAGCCACACGGCCGAGGCUCGCGCCGCGGACCGGAGACACAGAGCGGCUCUCCUGGACACUAGCUUGGUCCACACUGCGACUCACCCAUCUGCUGCUGCUGCUGCUGCUGCAGAUCGCGUGUCUCGGCAGGAAGCACAACAACAGGUGGACAUGGGUGCACGUGAGACGUCCCCGCCUCGUGCAGGGAGACACUAAACUGCCUCAUUGGUGCCUGACUGGCAGCGCAGUGCCCAGUGCUUCUGACAGUGCCUGAACAACCCAAGUGCCAUGGAGGAGUCUCCGGCGGAGCGCCUCUCGCCGGUGUCGGCCUACCUGAAGAUGGCCGCCCGUGAACCCAUCCGCCGCCACCACUCUCUCAAGUACAUCUUCAACGGGGAGUCGGUGGGUCAGGGGGCGCGGCCAGGAUCCCGCACCCCGCCCGCCCACUCCGCCCUCCCUCACCUUCUUGGAGACCGAACACGCCACCAUUCCCUCACCAGGCUGAAGGAUCUCACUUCCGGCGCCCUCCUCACUAGGACGCGAGAGGUGGCCUUCACGGUGCCGCCCACUGUGUCCCCACUGUCGCCCCGCCGCGGCCUGGGAGAGUGCUCGCCCCUGACGCCGCGCAGGAUGGGUUCUGGGGACACCACGCCCGUCGGAAGUCAGGCAGGGAGCGAGUACGGUGGAGACUCGCGCGCCACCACGCCGUCCCCUGGGCCCUUCAGAGGCUCCUUCACCGACCUCUCCGCCAUGACUGGUGCUGCGUCUGGACUGGGCGGCAUCAACCCAGAGCUGUACAAGACGGAUGAGCUAGAGGGAGACCUGGACCAGUACCCGGAAGACCACAUAGGGCGUGUGUGGCUGCAGCUGGAAUACCACAGUGAGGCAGAGAAGCUCCUCGUUACUCUCAUCAAGGCCAAGAACCUCCCCAGCCGUCUCAUUGGCUCCAUCAAUUCGUGCGAUCCUUACGUCAGACUCUACCUGAUGCCUGACGAGCGGCGCUACCUGCAGACCAAGAUACGAAAGAAGACUUGUAACCCACGUUUUGAUGAGACGUUUGGCUUCCAGGUCACUGCCAAGGAGCUGGAGGACAGGGCGCUCAAGCUUACCUUCUAUGACGUGGACAGGGACAAGAAGCACCAGGUGAUCGGCCACGUUCUGAUCCUCCUCAAGGAGCUGGGGGAGUGGGAGGGGAAGCGGCUGCUGCGACGCGACCUAGAGCGGGAGGUGAGCCUCAGCCCGCGGGAACUGGGCCAGAUGGAAGUGUCCCUGGGCUACAAUGACAACCUCGAGCGUCUCACUGUAACCGUGGGCGACAGCAUGCAGCUCAAGGUGGAAAAGGAACUUAGACAAGAGAAGAAUGAGUUCCAGGUCAGAAUAUCCCUCAUGCAUCAGGCCAAGGUGGUGAAGACGAAGAAGACAGCAGUGGUGAAGAGCGGAGACUCGCCCUCCUUCAACGAGAGCUUCCACUUCAAGGUCACCCCGGACGCCCUCGACACAACCUCCGUCAGUAUGGUGGUCACCGUUGGGAAGAAGUCAGAUAACGUGGUGGGUCGUGUCCAGAUGGGGUCGUUCAUGUUUGCGCGGGGUCGGGCGCUGGAACACUGGAACCAGAUGUUAGCAAAGAAGCGACAGCAAGUGAAGCAAUGGCACACCCUAUCCUAGACUUCCCUCUCAGCCUUCUUCCUUGUAGCCAUCUAGCUUCCUUUUCUCUCUUCUCUCGUAUCUUUCAUCCACCUUGUUAUUAUUUUUUUAUCGUCUUUUCCUGAUUCGUGUUCUGUCUUUCUUUUACGUUUAUCUCUGCUUGCUUCAUUCCACUUCCGUCGUGUCCUUACAUACUUUUCUCCUGCUCGUUAAAUACCGUUCGUGUCUUUCCAUAUCUUUGUUAUUCUAUCCUUCAAGAUUAUCCAUCCAUCUAUCUAUUUAUCUAUCAUUAUUCAUCUGUUUAUCUAUCUAUCCAUCUAUAUGUGUACCUAUUUGUCUGUCUGUCUGUAUAUCUAUCUUUUUUAUCUGUAUGUUUAUUCAUCUCCUCCUCAGCUGACCACUUCGGAAAGGUCAAAUCUCAUAUCUUCACAUUUCUCGCCAUCACUUAGGUUCCCAAACGCAUCCUCCGCUCCCACCCCUCUCUCUCUCUCUCUCUCUCUCUCUCUCUCUCUCUCUCUCUCUCUCUCUCUCUCUCUCUCUCUCUCUCUCUCUCUUGUGACGUGUCCCUUUAUCUCCUCCGACCUAUUUCCUACACUUCCUAUCUUUCUUUCUCUCCUCUUCCCCUUCCUCUCCUUUCCCUUGCAUUGCUCCCUCACGUCUUUCGUCUCCCUCUACACCUCUCUCCCACUUCUCACCUUCAUGUCUCCCCUCUCCGUCCCUUGUGCCUCAUGCUAUAGUAAAAUACAGUAUAAGUUACCUCCACCAUAACUAAGCUUACCACCCCUAACCCUCUCUCUCUCUCUCUCUCUCUCUCUCUCUCUCUCUCUCUCUCUCUCUCUCUCUCUCUUUCCUUUUUCUCUUUUUGUCAUCGUCGUCGUCGUCCGCUCGAAGCACUUACACACACACACACACACACACACACACACACACACACACACACACACACACACACACACACACUUUUAUCAUUAUCAUCAUCUUAGCUAAUCAAACGUUAUAUGUCUGAAUCUUUUUAUAGUAUGUACUAACUGAUUUCUUAUUCAUUCCGUUUUCUUUCUUUCUUUCAUUUUCCAUCGCUUAUAUUUGUGACUUGUGGCAAGCCAUUAAACAGGUGUCUAUAUUCGAGUAGCUACAGGUUCCCCCGCAAUACUCACCUCUCCUCAGCGAUGGUUCGGCCCAGCAUCCGUGGUCGUUCGUAGCUUUUACUCCAUCAUGCAAUUCUUAUUGAUCUCCGAGACGGUUCUUCCAGCGCCGCCGUGACCCAGAGACUAGAGCGUAGUGAGGCCUGGCCCGUCAAUAUUUAACGAUGCAUGUGACCUUUAAGGACUUACAUAGAAGAACGCUUGGUCCAAUGUGAGGCUUAUCCAACACCGCUGCGUCCCCUCGUACUUGUAAUUUUUCCUCUCGGACGUAUUUUUGUGUGUGGCAUGAGUAUUACCUGUUUUUUUGCGUCAGUACAAAGUUGACUUCAAAGAGUGCAAGGCAAGAAUACUGGGAGUCAUCUUGCCCAGAAUCCAAUUUCAUGAGGAUUUCCGCCACUAUGAUCGGAUCUUCUGCAGGGCCUCGUAUUGCACGCCCUGAGGAGCAUGUGUUUGUUGCGACGACGAAAUGAAAAACAAGGCGAGGCGGCGCCACACAUGUUCCUCAGCGGUGGGCGGAGAGCACCUUUAGUGAACAUGAAAAUUUGAUGAGAGCUUCUUGUAAAUUUCCGUUUUCUUUCUCCCCAGAAUAUAAAUAUCAUACUCUGGGUUUCACUUAGCAUAAACAUGUUGUUACAAAUGUUACGUCUGACCGUUACGGUUCUCGAAACAAUAAGGAGAGGUGUGUCUUCCUGCCUUAUGUAAUUCUGUAGCCUCAUUUCAGAAGACAGUUGUAUAGUCUGAGAGAGAUGAAGUUGUAAAUAAUUCAAUAAAACCAAAUUUCCCUCGGGUAGUUACCUUCCAAAGCAUGCAAUAUUAAUAGAUACGUAACAAAUUUGGAAAGCGGUUUAGUUUGAUUGUAAUUUUAUAGUCUGAGAGAGAUGAAGUUGUAAAUAACUAAAUAAGACCAAACUUCCCUCGGGUAGUUACCUUCCAAAGUAGAUACGUAUUAACUUUGAUAUCAAAUAAAAACGUAACAAAAUUGGAAAGCGGUUUAGUUUGAUUGCAAAUGAUGAUGAUGGCAAUGGAUGUAAUGAUCUGCCUAAAUGUCUCAUUAACUCAGGCAGGAUAUCUGAUCGUUUAGGAAGGGAACGCAUUAGGUAAUCUGCCACAUAUGUAAACAGCCUGCUUUCACUGCUGGAUAACUUAAAUGUGUGCCAUCAACAGUGACGUAUAAUGAAGCAGAGUCUCUAGUCACAAACCAAUCGAUUCCCUGCUAAUUGUCUUUGUUAGAUAACGCCUGUCUGUACACACAAUUCCCUCUCCUUAACUGUUCCACCUACGCUUUGCCACACCUUCCCCUUUUAAUCCCCUCCCAUCCAGCGUCCUACACCCAGACCUUUCCCCUUAGUCACUCUCCCUCCCUCUCCGUCUGUUUUUGCCUUCAUCUUUUAGUUAAAAAAAAAUAUAUGAUUGGUUUUAUUUGCCAUGAGUUUUCGUAUCUUGGUUUUGUCUUCAGGUGUAUAGCUUGCAUUUAUUAACACAAGUGUGCGUGUGAAAGUCGCCAAGUGUUUGAGUUACUCGCUCUUAUCAGUGUAAUCAAUCAUUCAUGCCGCGCUCAUCACCCACAGAGAAACACAUUAGAAUAUAUGUAUAUGUAUAUGAUGCUUUCAUUUGUGAGCGCCCAUGAGAAAAAGAUAAAUAAAUAGAUAAAUAGUGCUCUGCCCCUAAAAUUCUCGUGUAAAGAAAUGUUAAUAUCUCAGUAUAACAGUAUACGAAAAUAUAUAGGAGCGUUGUAAAACUCUCUCUCUCUCUCUCUCUCUCUCUCUCUCUCUCUCUCUCUCUCUCUCUCUCUCUCUCUCUCUC